Messenger RNA from Aethalodelphis obliquidens (Pacific white-sided dolphin), 18028 nucleotides. RefSeq names its product obscurin, cytoskeletal calmodulin and titin-interacting RhoGEF (gene OBSCN). Gene Ontology annotation, molecular function: protein binding; guanyl-nucleotide exchange factor activity. Lineage: Eukaryota; Metazoa; Chordata; Mammalia; Artiodactyla; Delphinidae. The record is from RefSeq and is a predicted model, not a curated record.
UCUGGCCUCAUCUAGGAAGGCUGAGGAAUGCAUGACUCUACGGCUCCUCUCCUAGAGGAUUUGUGCAGGGGAGAAGUCUUUCCCAGCUUCUCACCGGAACAGCCUACAUAGAUCAGGAGAACGUAGAAAUAAAGUGUGUCACUUGUUGCUGAGAAGGUGGUGGAGCUUCUCUAGGUCACACAGCUGGUGCAAAGCCUGGAGAAGUUUCCUGUCUUCCUGCCUUCCUGUUUAGUCGUUCUUUCCACAGUGCUGCAUCUUGACUUAGAUGGUAUCUUUGACCCUAUGCAUCCCUCCCUCCCCAGAGCCCAAGGUGGUGUUUGCCAAGGAGCAGCCAGCACGCAGUGAAGUGCAGGCCGUGGCGGGGUCCAGUGCCACGCUGAGCUGCGAGGUGGCCCAGGCCCAGACGGAGGUGACGUGGUACAAGGAUGGAAAGAAGCUGAGUUCGAGCUCGAAAGUGCGUGUGGAAGCCAAGGGCUGCACCCGGCAGCUGGUGGUGCAGCAGGCAGGGAAGGUGGAUGCUGGAGUGUACAGCUGUGAAGCUAGGGGCCAGAGGGUCUCCUUUCACCUGGAUGUCACAGAGCCUAUGGUGGUGUUUGCCAAGGAGCAGCCGGCACGCAGUGAAGUGCAGGCCGUGGCGGGGGCCAGUGCCACGCUGAGCUGCGAGGUGGCCCAGGCCCAGACGGAGGCGACGUGGUACAAGAACAGGAAGAAGCUGAGUUCGAGCUCAAGAGUGCGUGUGGAGGCCACGGGCUGCACCCGGAGGCUGGUGGUGCAGCAGGCGGGCAAGGCAGACGCCGGGGAGUACAGCUGCGAGGCCGGGGGCCAGAGGGUCUCCUUCCACCUGGAUGUCACAGAGCCGGAACUUGAGCCCCCGACCCUGGAGAGACCCAGACGCAGGGAACCUCUGGUGGUCAGGGAACACGAGGACAUCGUCCUGACAGCCACGCUGGCCGCACCCUCUGUGGCCGCAGUGACUUGGCUCAAGGAUGGUGUGGAGAUUCGCAGCAGCAAGCGGCACGAGACGGCCAGCCUGGGGGACACCCACACCCUGACGGUGCGUGGCGUGCAGAUCCUGGACAGUGCCGUCUACUGCUGCCGCCUGGGCGCAGAGGAGCAGGACUUCCUGGUGCAAGUGGAAGAGGUGGCUGCCAAGUUCUGCCGUCCCCUGGAGCCCGUGAGCGGGGAGCUGGGCGGCACAGUGAAGCUGGUCUGCGAGCUGAGCCCGGCACAGGCCCAGGUGGUGUGGCGCCGUGGGAACACGCAACUCCGGGCCGGCAAACGCUUCCAGAUGGCGGCUGCGGGACUUCAGCGCUCGCUCACUGUGUCGGACCUGCGGGCGGAAGAUGCGGGGGAGUACGUGUGCGAGAGCCGCGACGACCACACCAGCGCCAUGCUCACCGUGAGCGUCCCCCGCGUGGUCAAGUUCACGUCUGGGCUGAGCGCAGUGGUUGCGGAGGAGGGCUGCGAGGCCACCUUCCAGUGCGUGGUGACUCCCAGCGACGUGGCGGUGACGUGGUUCCGGGAUGACGUCAAGCUACAGUCCAGCGAGAAGUUUCUCAUAUCGCAGAAGGGUGCCAGCCACAGCCUGACUAUCCUGGGCCUGGCCCUGGAGGAUGCCGGCCAGAUCACCGCGGAGGCUGAGGGCAUCAAGACCGUGGCUGCCCUCCGGGUCCGAGAGGCCCCAGUGUUGUUCAAAAAAAAGCUGGAGCCACAGACUGUGGAAGAGUGGAGCUCGGUGACCAUGGAGGUGGAGCUGACGCGGCCAUGGCCGGAGGUCAAGUGGACACGCAACGCCGCGGCCCUGGUGGCAGGCGAGAAUGUGGAGAUACACGCCGAGGGCUCAAGUCACCGCUUGGUUCUCCGCAGUGUGGGUUUCGCUGACCGUGGUUUCUACGGCUGCGAGACAGCAGAUGAUAAGACGCAGGCCAAGCUGACUGUGGAAAUGCGCCAGGUCCGGCUUGUGCGGGGCCUGCAGACAGUGGAGGUGCUGGAGCAGGGCACAGCCACAAUGGAAGUAGAGCUGUCUCAUGCUGAUGUGGAGGGCAGCUGGACUCGAGAUGGCCUUCGGCUCCAGCCGGGACCCACGUGCCAGCUGGUGGUGCACGGCCCCACCCAUAUCCUUACGCUGUCUGGGCUGCAGAGGCAGGACAGUGGCCUGGUUUCCUUCAGGGCGGAGGGUGUGCACACAUCUGCACGGCUGGUGGUCACUGAGCUGCCUGUGAAGUUCAGCCGCCCUCUGCAGGACGUGGUGGCCACGGAAAAGGACAAGGUGGUCCUGGACUGUGAGCUCUCACGCCCCAAUGUGGAUGUGCGCUGGUUGAAGGACGGUGUGGAGCUGCGGGGGAGCAAGACGGUGGGCAUGGGGGCCCAGGGGGCCUGCAGGAGUCUCGUCAUUUACCGAUGUGAGCUUGGGGACCAGGGCGUGUACGUGUGUGAUGCCCACGAUGCUCAGAGCUCGGCCUCCCUGAAGGUGCAAGGCCGAAAUGUCCAGAUCGUGAGGCCUCUGGAGGAUGUGGAAGUGAUGGAGAGGGAGGGUGCCACCUUCUCCUGCGAGGUCUCCCACGAUGAGGUGCCUGCCCAGUGGUUCCGGGAGGGCAGCAAGCUUCGGCCCAGUGACAAUGUGCGGAUCCGCCAGGAAGGAAGGACAUACACUCUCAUCUAUCGGAGGGUCCUGGUGGAAGAUGCAGGGGAAAUCAAAUUUGUAGCACAACGGGCAGAAUCACGAGCCCAGCUCCGAGUAAAAGAGCUGCCAGUAUCCAUCCUGCGCCCGCUGCGGGACAAGAUCGCAAUAGAGAAGCACCGCGGUGUGCUCGAGUGCCAGAUGUCGAGGGCCAGUGCCCGGGUGCGCUGGUUCAAGGGCAGCGUGGAACUGCAGCCUGGGGCCAAGUAUGAGAUGGUCAGUGACGGCCUCUACCGCCAGCUAGUCAUCAACGCUGUCCAGCCUGAGGACGAGGACACUUAUACCUGUGAUGCUGGCGAUGUUAAGACCAGUGCCCAGUUCUUUGUGGAAGAGAAAUCCAUCACUAUCGUGCGGGGCCUGCAGGAUGUGACGGUGAUGGAGCCUGCCCCUGCCUGGUUCGAGUGUGAGACCUCCAUCCCCUCGGUGCGGCCGCCUAAGUGGCUCCUGGGGAAGACAGUGCUGCAGGCAGGGGCUGACGUGGGAAUGGAACAGGAGGGCACAGUGCACCGGCUGACGCUGCUGCAUACCUGCUCCACCAUGACCGGGCCAGUGCACUUCACCAUUGGCAAAUCACGCUCCACCGCCUGCCUGGUCGUCUCAGACAUUCCCAUGGUGCUCACGCGGCCACUAGAGCCCAAGGUGGGGCGCGAGCUGCAGUCGGUAGUCCUGUCCUGUGACUUCAAGCCAUCCCCCAAGACCGUGCAGUGGUACAAGGAGGAGACACCCCUGGUGCCAUCUGACAAGUUCAGGAUGAGGCUGGAGGGCCACAUGGCAGAGCUGUGCGUCCUGCGGCUCAGCCCCGCGGAUGCUGGUGUCUACCGCUGCCAGGCCGGCAGUGCCCAGAGCAGCGCUGAGGUCACUGUGGAAGUGCGGGAGGUGACGGUGACGCAGCCACUGCAGGACUUGGAGGUCACGGAGGAGGGCUGUGCCUGCUUCUCCUGCGAGCUGUCCCACGAGGACGAGGAGGUGGAGUGGUCGCUCAAUGGGACGCCACUGUAUAACGACAGCUUACACGAGAUUACCCAUGAGGGCCGCCGCCACACGCUGGUGCUGAAGCAGGUCCAACGGGCUGACACGGGCACCGUAUGCGCCUCCUCGCCCAAGGUUAUGGCCUCGGCCCACCUGGAGGUCAAAGGGAAGCCAGUGGUGUUCCUGAAGGCGUUGGACGACGUGUCCGUGGAGGAGUGGGGCACGCUGGCCUUGCGGUGCGAGGUCUCUGACCACCAGGCUCGUGUGGUGUGGCGAAAGGAUGGCAUGGAGUUGGGCCCCAGUGACAAGUAUGAAUUCCUGUACACAGCGGGCACUCGGGGACUCACGGUGCACAACCUGAGCAGGGACGAUGCUGGCCUAUACACCUGCGACGUGGGCACUGAUGAGACCCGUGCCCAUGUCAGCGUGCACGACCUGCACGUGGGCAUCACCAAGAGGCUGAAGACAGUGGAGGUGACGGAGGGCGAGAGCUGCAGCUUUGAGUGCGUCCUGUCCCAUGAGAACGCUAGCGAUGUUGCUGUGUGGAUGGUUGGUGGGAAAACGGUGGGCAGCUCUGGCCGCUUCCGGGCCACACGCCAGGGCCGCAAGUAUACGCUGGCCGUCCGAGAUGCUCUGCUGAGUGACGCCGGGGAGGUGGUCUUCUCUGUGCGGGGCCUCACCUCCAAGGCCUCGCUCAUCAUCAGAGAGAGGCCAGUUGACAUUACGAAGCCACUGGAAGACCAGAGGACCAUGCUGGGUGAGGAUGUGGUGCUGAGGUGUGAGCUGUCACGGGAGGGGACCCCAGUGCGCUGGCUGAAGGAUGGGAAAGCCAUUCGUAAGAGUCGGAAGUAUGAGCUUCUCAUCGAAGGCACUCGAGCCAUGCUGGUCAUCCAUGCAGCCUCACUCAAAGAUUCUGGCGAGUACACGUGUGAGACGGAGUCUUCCAAAAGCACAGCCAGCCUCCGAGUGGAAGAAAAGCCAAACCGGUUCACGGAGGAGCUGGCUGACCUGCAGGUAGAGGAGAAGGGCACAGCUGUGUUUGCCUGCAAGACGGAGCGCCCCGCGGCCUCAGUGACCUGGCGCAAGGGCCUCACAGAGCUGCAAACCUCGGAGAAGCAUGCUCCCAGCCAGGAGGGCGUGACCUUGAGGCUCACCAUCAGCGCCCUGGAGAAGGCGGACAGUGACACUUACACCUGUGACAUUGGCCAGGCCCAGUCCCAGGCUCGGCUCCUGGUGAAAGGCCAGAAAGUGCUCAUCACGGAGGACCUGAAGGACUUGGAGGUGCAGGAGGGCUCCUCGGCCACCUUCUGCUGCCGUAUCUCCCCUGCCGACUACAAGCCCGUCCACUGGUUCUUGGACAAAACCCCACUGUCUGCCAGCAAACUCAGUGAGAUCAAGGUCCAGCCAGGUGGCUACCAUGUGCUCACCCUGCGGCAGCUGGCCCUCAAGGACUCAGGCACCAUCCAUUUUGAGGCAGGCGACCAGCGGACCUCAGCUGCCUUGCAGGUCAUAGAGAAGCCAGGUGUUUUCUCCCGGGAGCUCACAGAUGCCACAGUCAUGGAGGGGGAAGAUCUGACCCUGGUCUGUGAGACUGCUGCUUUAGACAACCCUGUGUGCUGGACCAAGGACGGGAAGGCCCUGCGGCCGUCGGCCCGGUGCCGUCUGAGCUAUGAGGGCCGCCGAGCCCAACUGGUCAUCACUGACACCACCCUUCAGGACGGUGGGCGCUACAAGUGUGAGGCUGGCGGUGCCUGGAGCAGCUCCGUUGUCAGGGUCCAUGCUCAGCCAGUGCGGUUCGAAGAGGGGCUGAAGGACGUGGAGGUACUGGAGGGUGGUGCUGCCACACUACACUGCAUGCUGUCAUCGGUGGCCAUGCCCGUGGAGUGGCGUCGUGGAGAUGAGGUUGUGCAGCCUGGAGGCAAGUACAGCCUGCGGCAGGAGGGUACCAUGCUGGAACUGCUCAUCCGGGACCUGCGGCCUCAGGACAGCGGGCAGUACUCCUGCUGCUUCAGGGACCAGAUAACAUCGGCCAGGCUUACCGUACAGGCCCUACCUGCUGAGUUCAUAGGAAGAUUGAGAAGCAAGGAGGCCACGGAAGGGACCACGGCCACGCUGCACUGUGAGCUGAGCAAGGCAGCCCCUGUGGAGUGGAGGAAGGGGCCUGAGACCCUCAGAGCUGGAGACAGAGUGAGCCUGAGGCAGGAUGGAACCGUGUGUGAGCUGGAGAUCCGUGGCCUGACCGUGGAGGAUGCUGGGGAGUACUCGUGUGUGUGCGGGCAGGAGAAGACAUCAGCCACGCUCACCGUCAGGGGCCUGCCUGCCAAGUUCACAAAGGGUCUGAGGAAGGAAGAGGCCAUGGAAGGGGCCACGGCCAUGCUGCGCUGUGAGCUGAGCAAGGCAGCCCCCGUGGAAUGGAGGAAGGGGCCCGAGACCCUCAGAGCUGGAGACAGAGUGAGCCUGAGACAGGACGGAGCCGUGUGUGAGCUGGAGAUCCGUGACCUGGUUGUGGCAGAUGCCGGGGAGUACUUGUGCGUGUGCGGGCAGGAGAGAACAGCGGCCAGGCUGACUGUCAGGGCCCUGCCCACCAAAUUCACAAAGGGUCUGAGGAAGGAGGAGGCCACAGAAGGGACCACGGCCACACUGCGCUGUGAGCUGAGCAAGACGGCCCCCGUGGAGUGGAGGAAGGGGCCCGAGAUCCUCAGAGCCGGGGACAGAGUGAGCCUGAAGCAGGACGGGGCCGUGUGUGAGCUGGAGAUCCGUGGCCUGGCUGUGGCGGACACUGGGGAGUACUCGUGUGUGUGCGGGCAGGAGAGGACCUCAGCCACGCUCACUGUCAGGGCCCUGCCUGCCAAGUUCACAAAGGGUCUGAAGAAUGAAGAAGCCAUGGAAGGGGCUACAGCCACCCUGCGCUGUGAGCUGAGCAAGGCGGCCCCUGUGGAGUGGAGGAAGGGGCCCGAGACCCUCAAACCUGGGGACAGAGUGAGCCUGAAGCAGGAUGGGGCCAAGUGUGAGCUGCAGAUACAUGGCCUGGUUGUGGCGGACUCCGGGGAGUACUCGUGUGUGUGCGGGCAGGAGAGGACUUCUGCCACACUGGCCAUCAGGGCCCUACCUGCUCGGUUCAUCCAAGAUCUGAAGACCAAGGAGGCCACAGAAGGGGCCACUGCCAUACUGCACUGUGAGCUGAGCAAGGAAGCCCCGGUGGAGUGGAGGAAGGGGCCCAAGGCCCUCAGAGCUGGGGACAGAGUGAGGCUGAGGCAGGACGGAGCCAUGUGUGAGAUGGAGAUCUGUGGCCUGGUUGUGGCAGAUGCUGGGGAGUACUCAUGCGUGUGUGGGCAGGAGAAAACCUCAGCCAUGCUCACCAUCAGGGCCCUACCUGCUGAGUUCAUAGGAAGACUGAGAAGCAAGGAGGCCACAGAAGGGACCACAGCCAUGCUGCACUGUGAGCUGAGCAAGGAAGCUGCUGUGGAGUGGAAGAAGGGACCUGAGACCCUCAGAGCUGGAGACAGAGUGAGCCUGAGGCAGGACGGAGCCGUGUGUGAGCUGGAGAUCCGUGGCCUGACCGUGGAGGAUGCUGGGGAGUACUCGUGCAUAUGCGGGCAGGAGAGGACAUCAGCCACACUCACCGUCAGGGGCCUUCCUGCCAAGUUCACAAAGGGUCUGAGGAAGGAAGAGGCCACGGAAGGGGCCAUGGUCAUGCUGCACUGUGAACUGAGUAAGGCAGCCCCCGUGGAAUGGAGGAAGGGGCCUGAGACCCUCAGAGCCGGGGACAGAGUGAGCCUGAGGCAGGACGGGGCCAUGUGUGAGCUGGAGAUCCGUGGCCUGACUGUGGAGGAUGCUGGGGAGUACUCGUGUGUGUGCGGGCAGGAGAAGACAUCAGCCACGCUCACCGUCAGGGGCCUGCCUGCCAAGUUCACAAAGGGUCUGAGGAAGGAAGAGGCCAUGGAAGGGGCCACGGCCAUGCUGCACUGUGAGCUGAGCAAGGCAGCUCCUGUGGAGUGGAGGAAGGGGCCCGAGACCCUCAGAGCUGGAGACAGAGUGAGCCUGAGGCAGGACGGGGCCGUGUGUGAGCUGGAGAUCCAUGGCCUGGUUGUGGCAGAUGCCGGGGAGUACUCGUGUGUGUGUGGUCAGGAAAAAACCUCAGCCACGCUCACUAUCAGGGCUCUACCUACUGAGUUCAUAAGAAGAUUGAGUAGCAAGGAGGCCACAGAAGGCACCACGGCCACGCUGCACUGUGAGCUGAGCAAGGAAGCUGCUGUGGAGUGGAAGAAGGGACCUGAGACCCUCAGAGCUGGAGACAGAGUGAGCCUGAGGCAGGACGGAGCUGUGUGUGAGCUGGAGAUCCGUGGCCUGACCGUGGAGGAUGCUGGGGAGUACUCGUGUGUGUGUGGGCAGGAGAAGACAUCAGCCACGCUCACCGUCAGGGGCCUGCCUGCCAAGUUCACAAAGGGUAUGAAGAAGGAAGAGGCCAUGGAAGGGGCCACAGCCACGCUGCACUGUGAGCUGAACAAGGCAGCCCCUGUGGAGUGGAGGAAGGGUCCUGAGACCCUCAGAGCCAGGGACAGAGUGAGCCUGAGGCAGGACGGGGCCGUGUGUGAGCUGGAGAUCCGUGACCUAGUUGUGGCAGAUGCCGGGGAGUACUCGUGUGUGUGUGGUCAGGAGAAAACCUCAUCCACACUCACUGUCAGGGCCCUUCCCACCAAGUUCACAAAGGGUCUGAGGAAGGAGGAGGCCAUAGAAGGGGCCACGGCCACACUGCACUGCGAGCUGAGCAAGGCAGCCCCUGUGGAGUGGAGGAAGGGGCCUGAGACCCUCAGAGCUGGAGACAGAGUGAUCCUGAGGCAGGAUGGAGCUGUGUGUGAGCUGGAGAUCCGUGGCCUGACCGUGGAGGAUGCUGGGAAGUACUCGUGUGUGUGCGGGCAGGAGAGGACAUCAGCCACGCUCACCGUCAGGGGCCUGCCUGCCAAGUUCACAAAGGGUCUGAGGAAGGAAGAGGCCAUGGAAGGGGCCACGGCCAUGAUGCGCUGUGAGCUGAGCAAGGCAGCCCCUGUGGAGUGGAGGAAGGGGCCCGAGACCCUCAGAGCUGGAGACAGAGUGAGCCUGAGGCAGGAUGGAGCCGUGUGUGAGCUGGAGAUCCGUGGCCUGACCGUGGAGGAUGCUGGGGAGUACGCGUGUGUGUGUGGGCAGGAGAAGACAUCAGCCACGCUCACUGUCAGGGGCCUUCCUGCCAAGUUCACAAAGGGUCUGAGGGAGGAAGAGGCCACGGAAGGGGCCAAGGUCAUGCUGCACUGUGAACUGAGUAAGGCAGCCCCCGUGGAAUGGAGGAAGGGGCCUGAGACCCUCAGUGCUGGAGACAGAGUGAGCCUGAGGCAGGACGGGGCCGUGUGUGAGCUGGAGAUUCAUGGCCUGGUUAUGGCGGAUGCCGGGGAGUACUCUUGUGUGUGCGGGCAGGAGAGGACCUCUGCCACGCUGACCAUUAGGGCCCCACAGGUGGUGUUCAGGAGGCCACUGCAGGGCCUUCAGGCUGAGGAGGGCACCUCAGCCAGCCUGCGGUGUGAGCUGUCUGAGCCCAGCGCCACUGUGGUCUGGAGUAAGGGUGGCCUGGAGCUGCAGGCUGACGAGCGCUGGGAGCCACAGCAGCGGGGCCACGUGGCGGAGCUGGUGUUUCGGGACUUGCGCCGGGAGGACACCGGGGAAUACGCCUGCACCUGCGGCUCCCAGGCCACCAGUGCCACCCUCACCGUCACAGUUGCACCCGUGAGGUUCCUUCGGGAGCUGCAGGCCCAGGAGGUAGACGAGGGUGCAACGGCACACCUGCGCUGUGAACUGAGCCGGGCAGGUGCCAGCGUGGAGUGGCGCAAGGGCUACCUGCAGCUCUUCCCCUGUGCCAAGUACCAGAUGGUGCUGGAGGGCACAGCCGCUGAGCUGCUGGUGCACGGUGCUGAGCAGGAAGAUGCCGGCCCCUACACCUGCGACACAGGCCACGCACAGAGCACUGCCAGCCUCUCUGUCCGCGCCCCUAGGCCCACGUUUAAGACGGAGCUGCAGAGUGCAGAGCAGGAGGCGGGUGGUGUGGCCCGGCUGUGCUGCCAGCUGAGUGACUCAGAGCCUGGGGCCCCCGUGCUGUGGCUCAAGGAGGGUGUGGAACUGCAAGGGAGUCCCAAGUAUGAGAUGCGACGCAAGGGGGCCACGUGUGAGCUGCUGAUCCACGGACUUGAGGCCAAGGACACGGGCGAGUACACCUGCAUGGUGGGCAGCCAGAAAACCUUGGCCUCCCUCACAGUCAAAGAGCCCGAGGUGACCAUUGUGCGGGGCCUGGUUGACACCGAGGUGCAGGCCGACGGGGAAGCAGAGUUCAGCUGUGAAGUGUCGCGGGCUGGGUUCGUGGAUGUGGAGUGGCGCCUCCAGGGCCUGCCACUGCAGAGCAGUGAGGUGACAGAAGUGGCCGUGCGGGGGGGCCGCACCCACACACUGCGGCUGAAGAGCGUGACUCCCGAGGAUGCGGGCACUGUCUCCUUCCGCGUGGGCCUCCACACGUCCUCUGCCCAGCUCACCGUCACAGCCCCUGAGGUGACCAUCCUGGAGUCCCUGCAGGAUGUGCAGCUCAGCGAGGGCCAGGACGCCCACUUCCAGUGCCGACUGUCAAGGGCCUUGGGCCAGGAGGCCCACUGGGCCCUGGGAGGGGUGCCCCUGCAGGCCAACGAGAUGAACGACAUCACGGUGGAGCAUGGCACACUCCACUUGCUCACCCUGCACAAGGUGACCCCUGAAGAUGCCGGAACCAUCAGUUUCCAAGUGGGCUCAUGUCGCUCAGAGGCCCAGCUGAAGGUCACAGCCAAGAACACCGUGGUGAGAGGCCUGGAAAACGUGGAGGCACCUGAGGGCGGUGAGGCGCUGUUCGAGUGCCUCCUGUCCCAGCCGGAGGUGGCCGCCCACACCUGGCUGCUGGAUGAUGAGCCGGUGCGCACCUCUGAGAACGCUGAGGUGGUUUACUUUGAGAACGGCCUGCGGCACCUGCUGCUGCUCAAAAACCUGCGGCCUCGAGACAGCUGCCGGGUGACCUUCCUGGCGGGGGACGUGGUGACAUCUGCCUUCCUCACAGUCCGGGGCUGGCGCUUGGAGGUCUUGGAGGCACCCCGGGACGCAGCCGUGCUGGCCGGGGGGCGGGCCAGCUUCAGCUGCACGCUCAGCGAGACAGUGCCGGUGGGUGAGGCGACCUGGUACAUAAACGGAGCCUCGGUGCAGCCUGACGAUGCAGACUGGACAGUCACCGCCGAAGGCAGCCACCACACCCUGCUGCUGCACCGGGCCUGGCUGCACCACGCCGGCGAGGUCACCUUCGCCGCCCGUGAUGCCGUGGCCUCUGCGAGGCUCACUGUGCUGGGCCUCCCCGAUCCCCCAGAGGACGCCGAGGUGGUGGGGCGCAGUGGCAGCUCCGUGACACUGUCUUGGGUGGCUCCCACGAAUGACGGCGGAGGCGGUCUCUGUGGCUAUCGGGUAGAGGUGAAGGCAGCGGCCACAGGAGAGUGGCAGCUGUGCCACGAGCUGGUGCCCGGGCCCGAGUGCCUGGUGGAUGGCCUGGUCCCCGGGGAGACCUACCGCUUCCGUGUGGCUGCAGUGGGCGCGGCAGGCGCUGGGGAGCCUGUGUACCUGCCCCAGACAGUGAGGCUUGCAGAGCCCCGGGAGCCCACGCCUGCACCCCCUGCCCCUGAGAGCCGGCAGGUGGCAGCUGGGGAGGACUUGUGUCUGGAGUGUGAGGUGGCCGAGGCUGGUGAGGUCAUCUGGCUGAAGGGAACAGAGCGCAUCCAGCCCAGUGGGCGCUUCCAGCUUCUCAGCCGGGGUCGGCAGCAGACGCUGUUGAUUCGGGACUUCUCAGAGGAGGACCAGGGCGAGUAUCGCUGCGCCCCUGCACGGGACCCUGUCUCUGUGGCGGCUGCUGCCUUCCAGGUGGUGCUGACCCCAGAAUCUGGAGAUGAGGUCCCCACACAGCCCAGCCUGCCCCCUGAGGCGGCCCAGGAAGGCGACCUGCAUCUCCUGUGGGAGGCCCUGGCCCGGAAGCGCCGCAUGAGCCGAGAGCCUACGCUGGACUCCAUCAGCGAGCUGCCCGAGGAGGACGGACGCCCGCAGCGCCUGCGGCAGGAGGUAGAGCCGGAGGCUCCCGACCUCUCUGAGGACUCUUCCACGGCUGACGAGCUGGCACGCACCGGCGAGGCUGACCUCUCACACACCAGCUCUGACGACGAGUCCCGUGCGGGCACUCCUUCCCUGGUGACCUACCUCAAGAAGGCUGGGAGGGCCAGUGCCUCACCACUGGCCAGCAAGGUUGAGGCCCCAGCCGCCCCUUCUGGGAAGCCACAAAAGCAGCAGGAGAAGCCAGCUUCAGUACCCCCACCACCAGGAGACCUGAGCGUUGGGGACUUGGGUGACCUAUCCGUGGACAAGGCAGCAGUGAAGAUCCAGGCUGCCUUCAAGGGUUAUAAGGUCCGGAAGGAGAUACAGCAGCAGGAGGGACCUGUGUUCUGCCACACGUUUGGGGACACCGUGGCACAGGUGGGAGAUGUCCUGCGUCUGGAGUGUGUAGUGUCCAGCAAGACAGAUGUGCGUGCCCACUGGCUGAAGGACGGUGUGCAGCUGACUGAUGGCCGGCACCACCACAUUGACCAGCUUGGGGAUGGCACCUGCUCUCUGCUGGUCACUAGCCUGGGCCGGGCCGACGCUGGCCACUAUACCUGUCAGGUGAGCAACAAGUUUGGCCGUGUGGCCCACAGUGCCUGUGUGGUGGUCAGUGGGAUGGAGAGUGAGACCGAGAGUUCCUCCGGGAGUGAGCUGGAUGACAACUUCCGCCGGGCCGCCCGGCGGCUGCACCGCCUGUUCCGCACCAAGGGCCCAGCAGAGGUUUCAGACGAGGAGAUCUUCAGCGCUGACAAGGGCAAGGCAGAGCCCGAGGAGCCUGGGGACUGGCAGACAUACCGCGAAGAUGAACAGUCCAUCUGCAUCCGCUUCGAGACGCUUGCCGAGGCCCGCCGGGCAGCCACCUGCUUCCGGGACAUGUUUGGCACGCUGGACAACAGAGUGGACAUCAGCCUGUCAGAGCAGGGGCUGCAUGGGGUGGAGAUGCGCAUUGGCAAGGUGGCCCCCACCCCUGCAGCGCCUCCGGAGCCAGUACUGGCCGCAGAGGCAGCCCCGGUGUUCCUGACCGAGCUACAGAAUCAGGAGGUGCUGGAUGGGUACCCCGUGAGCUUUGACUGUGUGGUGACAGGCCAGCCCGUGCCCAGUGUGCGCUGGUUCAAGGACGGGAGGGUGCUGGAGGAGAAUGACCACUACAUGAUCAGUGAGGACCAGCAGGGCGGCCACCAGCUCAUCAUCACAGCUGUGGUGCCAGCAGACAUGGGUGUCUACCGCUGCCUGGCUGAGAACAGCGUGGGUGUGUCCUCUACCAAAGCGGAGCUCCGCGUGGACCUGACCAGCACCGACUACGAAACUGCUGUGGAUGCCACGGAAACCUCAUCCUAUUUCAGCGCCCAAGGCUACCUGUCCAGCUGGGAGCAGGAGGGCACGGAGUCUACCCCAGAGGAGGGGCAGCUGCCGCAGGUCGUGGAGGACCUGAAAGACCUCCAGGUGGCCCCCGGCACGCGUCUGGCCAAGUUCCAGCUCAAGGUGAAAGGCUACCCCACGCCUCGACUGUACUGGUUCAAAGAUGGGCAGCCCCUGACUGCAUCUGCACACAUUUGCAUGACGGACAGGAAGACACUGCACACCCUGGAGAUUGUCUCUGUCACCAGCGAGGAUGCUGGCCAGUACUCGGCCUACAUCAGCAACACCGUGGGUGCUGCUUAUUCGUCUGCUCGGCUGCUGGUCCGAGGCCCCAAUGAACCAGAAGAGAAGCCAGCAUUCGAUGUGCACCAACAGCUGGUGCCACCCCGAUUCCUGGAGAAGUUCACCUCCAAGAAGGUGAAGAAGGGCUCCAGCAUCACCUUCUCAGUGAAGGUUGAAGGAGACCCGCUCCCAGCUGUGCAUUGGCUGCGGGAGGAGGCUGAGCAGGGUGUCCUGUGGAUCGGCUGCCACACGCCGGGCUACACGGUGGCCAGCUCUGCCCAGCAGCACAGCCUGGUCCUUCUGGAUGUGGACCGACAGCACCAGGGCACCUACACCUGCAUCGCCACAAACACUGCUGGCCAAGCCCUCUGUUCCGCAAGCUUGCACGUCUCUGGCUUACCUAAGGAGGCUGGGGCAGCAGAGGAGCAGGCCGGGGUGAAGGAGGCCCUCAUCUCCACCUUCCUGCAGGGGACCCAAGUCGUUUCUGAACAGAUGUCGCAACCUUCAGGUUUCACUGACCUCGCUGGGCAGAGGAAAGGAGAGCUUCCGUCAUCAGAGGCCUGCGGCCACCUGUCCUUGGCUGAGGUGGGCACGGAGGAGUUCCUGAAGAAGCUCACGUCGCAGAUCACAGAGAUGGUGUCGGCCAAGAUCACACAGGCCACGCUGCAGGUGCCUGGAGGUGACAGCGAUGAGGAGUCCAAGACGCCGUCCGCAUCCCCCCGGCAUGGCCGGUCACGCCCCUCUUCCAGCGUCCAGGAGUCAUCCUCAGAGUCCGAGGAUGGAGACUACCGGGGAGAGAUCUUUGACAUUUAUGUGGUCACGGCUGACUACCUGCCCCUGGGGGCUGAGCAGGACGCCAUCUCGCUGCGGGAGGGCCAGUACGUGGAGGUACUGGACUCGGCGCACCCGCUGCGCUGGCUCGUGCGUACCAAACCCACCAAGUCCAGCCUCUCUCGGCAAGGCUGGGUGUCUCCUGCCUACCUGGACAAGCGGCUCAAGCUGUCACCUGAGUGGGGGCCAGCUGAGGCCCCUGAGUUCCCCGGGGAGGCUAUGUCGGAGGAUGAGUACAAGACGAGGCUGAGCUCCAUCAUCCAGGAGCUGCUGAGCUCAGAGCAGGCCUUUGUGGGCAAGCUGCAGUUCCUGCAGAACCACCACAUGCAGUACCUGGACCACUGCCCCCACGUGCCCACGGCCGUGGCCAGCCAGAAAGCAGUCAUCUUUCGAAAUGUGCAGGACAUCAGUCACUUCCAUAGCAGCUUCUCACAGGAGCUGCAUAGCUGUGACACGGAUGACGACGUGGCCAUGUGCUUCAUCAAGAACCAGGCAGCCUUUGAGAAGUAUCUGGAGUUCCUGGUGGGCCGAGUGCAGGCUGAGUCGGUGAUGGUCAGCACGGCCGUGCAGGAGUUCUAUAAGAAAUACACUGAGGAGGUGCUGUCAGCCGCAGAUCCUUCGCAGCCACCCCCGCCGUCCCUGCAGCACUUCCUGGAGCAGCCGGUGGAACGAGUCCAGCAGUACCAGGCCCUCCUCAAAGAGCUGAUCCGCAACAAGGCGCGGAAUGGACAGAACUGUGCACUGCUGGAGCAGGCCUACGCAGUGGUGUCGGCCCUGCCGCAGCGUGCCGAGAACCAGCUGCACGUGUCGCUCAUGGAGAACUACCCGGGCACCCUGGAGGCUCUAGGCGAGCCCAUCCGCCAGGGCCACUUCAUUGUGUGGGAGGGGACACCGGGUGCACGGAUGCCGUGGAAGGGCCACCACCGGCAUGUCUUCCUGUUCCGCCACCACCUGGUGGUCUGCAAGCCCAAGCGGGACUCGCGCACUGACACCUUCAGCUACGUCUUCCGGAACAUGAUGAAGCUGAGCAGCAUCGACCUGAACGACAAGGUGGAGGGCGAUGACCGUGCCUUCGAGGUUUGGCACGAGCGGGAGGACUCAGUACGCAAGUACCUGCUGCAGGCGCGGACAGUCAUCACCAAGAACUCCUGGGUGAAGGAGAUCUGUGGCAUCCAGCAGCGCCUGGCCCUGCCCGUGUGGCGCCCCCCGGAAUUUGAAGAGGAGCUGGCCGACUGCACGGCUGAGCUGGGCGAGACAGUCAAACUAGCCUGCCGUGUGACGGGCACACCCAAGCCCAUUGUGAGCUGGUACAAAGAUGGGAAGCCAGUGGACGUGGACCCUCAUCACAUCCUCAUUGAAGACCCUGAUGGCUCAUGUGCCCUCAUCCUGGACAACCUGACUGGUGUCGACUCUGGCCAGUACAUGUGCUUUGCAGCCAGUGCUGCUGGCAAUGCCAGCUCCCUGGGCAAGAUCUUGGUGCAAGUCCCGCCUCGGUUUGUGAACAAGGUCCGGGCAGUGCCCUUUGUGGAAGGAGAAGAUGCCCAGAUCACCUGCACCAUCGAAGGUGUCCCACACCCUCAGAUCAGGUGGUACAAGGAUGGGGCCCUGCUGACCCCUGGGGGCAAAUACCAGAGCCUGAGUGAGCCCCGCAGCGGCCUGCUGGUGUUGGAGAUCCGGGCAGCUGGCAAGGAGGACCUGGGCCUCUAUGAGUGUGAGUUGGUGAACCGGCUGGGCUCCAAACGGGGCGGCGCGGAGCUGUUCAUGCAGAGCCCGGCGCUGCAGGCCCGAGAACAGCACCACGUGGAGCAGCUCGCUGCCGUGGAAGUCACUGAGCAGGAGACUAAAGUCCCCAAGAAAACCGUCAUCAUAGAGGAGACGAUUACCACUGUGGUGAAGAGCCCCCGUGGCCGACGCCAGUCCCCCAGCAAGUCUCCCUCCCACUCCUAUCACCCUGCCAGCCUGCCCAAGCCAGGCCUGUUGGCCCCUGAGCUGCUGCCCUCGCCAGGAGCCAGCCAAUCCUGCAGGCCCGAGGCAGAGCCAGGCUGGAGGCCCACUGUGCCCACUCUGUACGUGACGGAGCCCGAGGCCCACGUGUCAGCCCUGCCUGGGGACGCUGGGCCCCAGCCCAAAUGGGUGGAGGUCGAGGAGACCAUUGAAGUUCGGGUGAAGAAGACUGGCUCAACGGGCGCGUCUCUGGCCAGAGAGACGCCUGGCAGCUCGGAGGGGCUUCUCUCCACACUGCCUGGCAGGAUGCCUGGAGGAGACCCCAAUACAAACAACUCCAACAACAAGCUGUUGACCCAGGAGCCCCCAGCCAUGGCCAGUGUUGGCGAGCCCCUAGCCUUCCAUGUGGAAACGGGGCCAGAGACCCCUGAGCUUUCCCCUCCCUGGGCUGCUGAAGAGGAGGCACCCCUGGAGGAGACAGAGGAAAGAGGUACCUACCAGAUAGAAGAGCCCCUGAGUGCCGACGGUCUUCAGGGCCGGGACCCCAAGAUCCUCACACACAACGGCCGUGCACUCACACUGGCUGACCUGGAGGAUUACGUGCCCCAGGAAGGGGAGACCUUUGGCUGCAGCGGCCCCAUGCCCAGUGCUUCCGAUGACCCGCCCUGCGAAAUCUCAGUGCUUCAGAGAGAGAUCAGCGAGCCCACCGUGGGGCAGCCCGUCCUGCUCAACGUGGGGCUCCCACCAGGUUCCCAAACCUCCCCUGGCUUCUUCACACGUACGCCCAGCUCCCGGGAGGCGUUUCCAUCAGGGCCGCAGGACCUUGGCCCCAGGGGCAUCUCCUUCUGCUUUCAGGAGGCCCGGGCUGGAGGUAUCAUGUCCCGGAAGCCGUCCUUCUGCACUCAGGUUCAGCGCUCUGUGGACAGUGGCCAGAGCAGCUUCAAAACGGAGGUUUCCACCCAGACGGUCAGCUUUGGGACAGUGGGGGAGACUGUCACCCUGCACAUUUGCCCGGAUGAGGACGUGGACCCUAGCCCCUCCCAGGGCUGAGGCCAGGACCAUCAGGAGCUGGGUGGCUAGGAUUGAGACGAGAAACUCUUGGGGCUGGGACAUCCCUGACUAAGCUGCCGUGGUUGCAUGGGGCAGCAGAAAGAGGCAAAUGGCUUUGGGGCCGAGGACCCUGCCUGGCACCAGCAUCAACUCACCUCACAGCUGCCCUGGGUUUUCAACUCAGGAGAGAGUCCCAGAGCUGGCACCCCUCGGACACGUGUGCUCUGACCCUGCCCUGGCUCUCCAACAACUCAGGACGCCUCCCUCCCCUUCCUCCCUGGGUGCUUCCUACCUCACAGGACUCGGUCUUCAGCUGAGGACAUUGCACACAUCUGUGAUCUCAGAGUGUACCGAAGCUGCUCUGAGAGCACUGGCCGGAGUGACUCGCAGACUGCAGCUCUGGGUUCGGGGGCUCCAGACACAGGGAAGGCACUUGGGCAUCUUUCCUGCUCCGUUCAUGAGGCAGUGGCUGCCACAUGGGCCCUGUCUGCCCAGUGGCCAGGCCUGGCACAGCCCUGCCUCUCACCCAGGCUGGGGGUUCCAGCCUCCCUCUCGAUAGGGGGCUUCCCCCAAGCCACAUCUCACCCGUGAACGUUUUUUCUUGGCCUCCAGGAGGCCUGUGUGGGGCCCAGCUCUACAGACCCUCCUAGGCCUUUUCUACAGGGUGGACCAGGGUCUCUGUGUGGGAGCAGCCCCCGUCAGUCGGCCCUGAUGAUGCUAAUAAACUGGUUCCUUGCACUG